AUGGAGCAAGCUAAUAAAUUAGAAGAAGACGGAAAAUUAAGAGAAAGCUCCGAAAUCAGGAUAAAAAAUUAUCCUGUUACCUUAUUUCUUAAAAACAAGGUUAACGAGUCAAAACUAGAAAAGUAUCCCCGUGAAAUAGAUUACUAUUUAUUAAGCGAACAAGAAAAAAAAGAUGCCUUAGAGAGUGAAAUAAAAAAAAUCGAAGUGGAUAUUAGUAGCAAUCCAAGCACAGAAGUUUUAACAGAAAAAUUACAAAGAAAAACUCAUUUAAUACAAAGGUCUGAAAAAUUACAAAAAGAAACGAAAAGCAAUAUCCUUGUUAGAUAUUUAAAUUAUGUUAGUAACAACGAAAGACUGUGA
This is a messenger RNA of Funneliformis geosporum, 360 nucleotides long. The record is from the annotation of a GenBank genome assembly. NCBI's taxonomy places the organism in Eukaryota, Fungi, Glomeromycota, Glomeromycetes, Glomerales, Glomeraceae.